This is a messenger RNA of Coniosporium apollinis CBS 100218, 600 nucleotides long. RefSeq lists its product as uncharacterized. Gene Ontology annotation, cellular component: NatC complex. The coding region runs from base 1 to 600 and encodes 199 amino acids. Gene Ontology annotation, molecular function: protein-N-terminal amino-acid acetyltransferase activity. Lineage: Eukaryota; Fungi; Ascomycota; Dothideomycetes. The transcript is spliced from 3 exons. The record is from RefSeq and is a predicted model, not a curated record. Gene Ontology annotation, biological process: N-terminal peptidyl-methionine acetylation.
AUGAGCGAUGCCGCGCCAGCGUCUGCCGACCUGCGCUACGAGCAGUACGAUGGCACGAAAGAAGCGGAAUUCCUCCCCGCGAUCCGGCAGCUGAUCUCCAAAGAUCUCUCCGAGCCCUACAGCAUCUACGUCUACCGCUACUUCCUGUAUCAAUGGGGGAACCUCUGUUACAUGGCUCUCGAUGCCUCGAACAAGCUCAUCGGCGUCGUCGUUUCGAAGCUGGAGGAUCACCGCAGCGGAACAUUUAGAGGCUAUAUCGCCAUGCUGGCCGUACAGGAGGGAUAUAGGGGGCAAGGUAUUGCAACACGGCUGGUGAAAAUGGCCAUCGAUGCCAUGGCGGCGCGAGAUGCGGAUGAGGUCGUGCUCGAGACUGAAGUCACGAACACCGCGUCCCUGAAGCUGUACGAGCGGCUUGGCUUUUUGCGGAGCAAGCGCCUGCAUCGUUAUUAUCUCAACGGCAACACGGCGUUCCGGCUCGUACUGUAUCUGAAGGAGGGGACGGCGGUCAAGAUGCCGCAGCUGCUGCAGCAGCAAGCUUUGUGUGGUGACGAGCACGGAGCGCAGAACCCGCUGCUUGUAAAUCAUGAUCUUGUUCAUUGA